UAUUCCAUUAUCACCGCCUAGUUGUCUCUUCAACUUCCUUAGAUUCACUGCAAUUUCCUUUGUCUUCAUCUCACCAUUAGCCUAAAAACUAGACAGGAAUCUUUAAACAUUAAGACAGCACAGAUAGAUCUUGCAGUGCUGUAUUCAUUUGACUAAUACAGUCAUCAAACACACACAAAAAAAAUAUAUAUUAUAAUAAUUAUAUUAAAAGUGUGAACAAAAGUUUCCACUGUAGGCAUGCAGAUUCUUCAAUGGCUCUUUAAAAAGGCACAAGAACAAGAAAGAAAGAGAAGCACCUAUAUCAAUGAACAAAAUGGUAAAGGGAAUAUUAGUGGACUAAAGCAAGAUGGAUCAUAUAAAAGGACAAAGAGGUUUUCAUGCAGCAAAGAUGGUUACAAGAAUUUGAAGAUAUUCUCUUUACUAUAUAGAAAAGACAUUCCAAAGGCUUGUUUUUUCAGAACCCUUAGCUUAAAGAGAAUAGGCAUUAGUAGAAGACAUUUUGUGUACUCUAUGAAAAUGAAGAAAGAAGAAUCAUCUAGAGAUGAAGGAAUUGUUAACAAGACAGACUCAACAACUCAUGGAGGAAACAAGGUUUUGCCUAUAACUCAAGAAGCACCAUUAUCAUCUUCAGCUGAAAGAAAUGACCAAUGUGAUAAUACAAUAACUAAAGAUCAAGUUAAAGGUGAUAGAAAGAAGCCUAUGUCUAGAAUGAAAGAGUUGCUUAGAUGGGCUGCUGCCUCUGCCAAGACAGAUAAAGGAGGAAAAUUCUAUGGAAGAAAGGUUUUAAUGUUCCGGAGACGUGGAAACCUGAAAGCAGUUCAAGAUGAUGAUCAAGUUUCAACUGAGUCACCAAAGAUCAGUUUCAGAUGGGAUAUGGAAAGCUGUUCCACUACUUCAUCUGCCUACUCAGCUUUCUCAAUGGCCUCUUCAACAAGAAAUGGACAAAACCAAACUGCAACUUCCACCAUAUCCAUCCCUUCUUCACAAAGUGGUCACACCACUUGUAGAAGAAAAGCAAACUGGAUCACAACAGACUCUGAAUUUGUGGUGCUGGAACUAUGAAAUAAAUGUGACAACAGCAGAUGUAUCACAUGUGUGGUGAAGGGGUAGCAGGCAAUCUAUGUCACAAGUUAAUGUUGAAGAUUAAUUUCUAUCAGAUAUUUAGAAAAGAUUUUACGUAACUUAGCUAAAGAUAGAGAUAUUGAGAGGCACAAAGAAAGAGAUGGGAUAUCUGUUGUUAAUGAUCUAAAUGUACUAAGUCUAGAUGAGAAUGAGAAUGUUUGGCAUGUAUAUUAUUAGAGGCAUAAAUUAAUUAAGUAUUUGAUGACUGACCUAAUAAUGUAAUGUAAUAGAUGAGUUUAGAGAGUCAGUGGGACCACUUCCUUUUAAUCUCUA
This is a messenger RNA of Medicago truncatula (barrel medic), 1395 nucleotides long. RefSeq lists its product as uncharacterized. The record is from RefSeq and is a predicted model, not a curated record. Bases 238 to 1062 code for a protein of 274 amino acids. The transcript has 5 exons. Lineage: Eukaryota; Viridiplantae; Streptophyta; Magnoliopsida; Fabales; Fabaceae.